AUGGAUUUAGAAUUGGAACCAACGUUAGAAUCAAUCAUUGAACAAGAUAGUUUGAAAUGGAUCUUUGUUGGAGGUAAAGGUGGUGUAGGUAAAACCACCACAUCAUCAUCAAUUGCCGUUCAAUUAGCAUUAACUCAUCCUCAAGAUCAAUUUUUAUUAAUUUCAACUGAUCCAGCUCAUAAUUUAUCCGAUGCCUUUUGUCAAAAAUUUGGUAAGGAUGCUAGAAAAGUUGAAGGAUUGGAAAAUUUAUCAUGUAUGGAAAUUGAUCCUGAUGCUGCUAUGAAUGAUUUACAACAACAAGCUCAACAAUAUAAUAAUGAUCCUAAUGAUCCUUUAAAGAAUAUGAUGCAAGAUUUCACAGGUUCCAUACCGGGGAUCGAUGAAGCUUUAUCAUUUAUGGAAGUUUUAAAACAUAUUAAAAAUCAAAAACUUAAUGAAACUAAAAUCACUUAUAAAACAAUUAUUUUUGAUACUGCUCCAACUGGUCAUACUUUACGUUUCUUACAAUUACCUGCUACUUUACUGAAAUUAUUAGGUAAAUUCCAAAGUUUAUCAGGUAAGUUAGGUCCAAUGAUGAAUAUGCUUGGAGGUGCCGGUGGGAAUCCUCAAGAUAUGUUUGGAAAAUUAAAUGAAUUAGAAAAACAAGUUCAAGAAGUUAAUGAACAAUUCACAAAUCCAGAUUUAACUACCUUUGUAUGUGUUUGUAUAUCGGAAUUUUUAUCCCUUUAUGAAACCGAAAGAAUGAUUCAAGAAUUAAUGAGUUAUAAAAUGGAUGUCAAUUCCAUUGUCGUCAAUCAAUUAUUAUUCGCUGAAGAUGAAGUUAAACCUUGUCAAAGAUGUGUAAGUAGAUGGAAAAUGCAAAAGAAAUAUUUAGAUCAAAUGAGUGAAUUAUAUGAAGAUUAUCAUUUAGUUAAAAUGCCUCUUUUAGGUACUGAAAUUAGAGGAAUUAAUAAUUUAAAGAAAUUUUCUAAAUUCUUAUUAAAACCUUAUGAUCCAAAACUUGAUAGUGCUAUAAUUACUGAUUUAGAAGAUAAAUAG
Molecule: messenger RNA, 1038 nt
Organism: Scheffersomyces coipomensis
Lineage: Eukaryota; Fungi; Ascomycota; Pichiomycetes; Serinales; Debaryomycetaceae
Product: guanine nucleotide exchange factor
Exons: 2
Coding region: 1-1038 (345 amino acids)
Biological process (GO): post-translational protein targeting to endoplasmic reticulum membrane
Cellular component (GO): GET complex
Molecular function (GO): ATP binding; ATP hydrolysis activity
Source: RefSeq, a predicted model, not a curated record